UUGUUAAGUGAAUGACUGCAUCUGUUAAAUUAGUAACAUGGUUGUUAAGUGAAUCUGUCUUCCCCACUGACUUUGCUUGUCAGACAGUCGCAAAAGGUAAUCACGUGACCCCAGAACAUUGGAACCGUCAUAAAGGGUCAGUUGCCAAGCACCACAAUUUUGAUCACUUGACCAUGGAGAUGCUGCAAUGGUGGCCAUGAGUCACUUUUUUCAGUGCCGUUGUAACUUUAAAUGGCCACUAAAUGAUCUGUUGUAAAUCGAGGACUACCUAUAGAUACAAAGCCUUGAAGAACCAUAGAGCAUUGCUUAAGAAAGAAGCUCAAAAUAUCAAACUGUGGAUCUUACUUAAUAAAUACAGACUGAUCCACUUUUUCAUGCAGAGUACUCUUCAAAAGCCAAAAUAAAGAUGUGUUUCAACAACUGGGUUUACAUUUAAGCAAACCGGUUGUGAUUCUCUAACCCCUGCUUGAGAUUUGCAGGGCAGAGACCUUAGAAAUGCAAAUACAAUGAACAUGGCUUGAACUAUGUACCUGGACUACACUUAUCUUUCAGCAUUUGUCUGUGCUAAAUUGAAUGUACAGCUCAGGUAGCAAAGGGCCUUACAGAGCAGCUAAGUCUCUCCUCUUUCACUUUGCUUUCCAAAAAAAACUGACAAAGAGGAAAUCAGAUAUGAAGGUAAUUUUGACAAAGACCAGCUCAAGACAGUCACAAGCAGAGGCAUUUCUGUCCAGAUUCCUGAAAUUCCAUCAGAAUGAUGGCAAAGAUGGGGAAAAAAAUCCAUAUGCUAUAUAUGGAAAGCCUCGCAGCACACAAAAUAUAAUCAAUACAUUCUUACAUCCCUGUCACUUCUCUAUAGCAACUGUUGAUUGACCGUAUUGUGACGAUACUUCUAAUUUAAAUUCCAAUGAUUAAUAUUGGGAAAAUAGCAAAAGGUCUUAUACUACGUCAGCAGCUAGUAAGUUAUUUAUCCCAUGAGCUUUCAUAGAUCACUUAAUCAAAUGCAUGCACGGUACCCUGAGAAAGGAAGAUUAUAAUCAUGGAUUCCUUUUGGAGAGAGGGUACAAAAACUAACAGCUGAAGAUAAUAAAGAUAGAAGUCAGAAUUGCAUUAGAAAUCCACAAACAUUUAUUGAUCAAUUCAUGGGGCUUUAAUGAUAUUUUAAAAUAUCACACACUUUAUUGUUUUUGCUACAAAGGACUAAUGUGGUUACUGCUCCUUUGUCCAUCAUUAAAAUAGGAUGUUGUUUUAGAUGAAAACCAAUACUUCUGACUGCAAAUACCUACUAUUAGCCAACCACAGCACUCCAGAAGAAAUUUUAGUAUGCUUUUUUAAUUUUUUAAUUGGAAGCACUGAAACUACUGAGCAAAGCAGUACUAAGCUAUGUGCCUUUCCCAAGGACUGCAGUUUUGUCUUUUUUACCUUUCAAUGAAACUGGAAAAUUAAGAAACAUUACAAAGUUUGUCUAUUCAACUCCUUUCACCAGCCCUCUCUGCCCUAUCCUCAUUUCUACAAAGAAAGAAGUUCUAUAAGAAGAAAAUCCAAUUUUCCUUACAUGAGAAAUUUGAUACAUCUAUGGUGAAAAAAAUAAUCCAUUUCUCCCUUGCCACAUUUUUCCUGUGUAGUCUUAUCUCAACACAAAAUAACGUGGAAGCAUUUGAAAUACUCUCUUACCCUUCCCAAGAGUAUUAAGAGAACUAGUAACAUACAUCUUCUAUUUACAGGAGAUUAUACUGUGGUGAACGACAAAAAAGAGAGCUUUUUUAAAACAAAAAACAAAAGCUUCCUAAACUUUUAUGAGAAGUCAAGAGGAAUCUGUAUGAGUCAGAGAAAAGAGAAUAAAAUAAUAAUAACGACGACACAGGACCUGUGCAUAAAAAGGAUGUUAUGAAGGCAUCAGUCAUGCUGGAGCAUGAUCCACAGUAUGCAGUGAUCUUGGCAUUUGAUGUGAGGAUUGAACGAGAUGCCCAGGAAAUGGCUGGUAGUUUAGGGGUUAGAAUCUUUAGUGCAGAAAUUAUAUAUCAUUUAUUUGAUGCCUUCACAAAAUAUAGGCAAGACUACAAAAAACAGAAACAAGAAGAAUUCAAGCAUAUAGCAAUAUUCCCUUGUAAGAUGAAAAUACUUCCUCAAUUUAUUUUUAAUUCUCGUGAUCCCAUAGUGAUGGGAGUCCUUGUGGACGCAAGUCAGAUAAAACAAGGAACUCCAAUUUGUGUAUCUAGUAAAAAUUUCAUUGAUAUUGGAAUAAUUACAAGUAUUGAAAUAAAUCACAAACAAAUAGAUGUUGCAAAAAAAGAUAAAGAAGUCUGUGUAAAAAUAGAAUCAAUUCCUGGUGAAGCACCAAAAAUGUACGGUCAACAUUUUGAAGCAACUGAUAUACUUGUCAGCAAGAUUCGUCGUCAGUCCAUUGAUGCCCUGAAAGACUGGUUCAGAGAUGAAAUGCAGAAGUCUGACUGGUAACUUAUUGUGGAGCUCAAGAAAGUAUUUGAAAUCAUCUAGGUUCUGUCAAACUUUGAACAAUGAUUAGCUUAUAAUUAUUAUAAUUGCAACCAAAGGAUUUAUCGAUGUCCUCAUACUCCAGUUUGUAUUGAUUAAAGAAUUUAAUUGACUAGUCCUUAUGUUGUUGUUGUUGUUGAAUUCUGAAGCAUGCUAGGUAAACAAUCACAUCAACCUUUCAGCAUAUCAUGCCAAAUUUUAAAUCUGCGCUGAUGCAGAAAUAUACCAAGUUUUGUAUGGGCCUACUUUUUGGCAGCUUAGAAAUGGCUGACAAAUGCUGACGUGAUAAAGAUGCCUGAAAGCCAACCUGUCCCAUUCAUAAUUUUGCUAGUAUUGCCACAUUUUGGCCACAUAGCCUAUUUUAGUAUACACCCUAGGCUUGGUAUGCAAGAAAAUAUUGCAGCCACAACACUGCAACAAGCAGGACAUGUGAGAUAAUCCUUAACAAUCAUUAUCACGACAGAAAAUUAUGAUCCUUAGGAAAGGAAGGUAUCAUCCAUGACUGCAUUCUAACCACUGCGUCACAAUAAGAGCCUUGGGGGGCAGUGGUUAGAAUGCAGUA
Molecule: messenger RNA, 3052 nt
Organism: Crotalus tigris (Tiger rattlesnake)
Lineage: Eukaryota; Metazoa; Chordata; Lepidosauria; Squamata; Viperidae
Product: eukaryotic translation initiation factor 5B-like
Exons: 1
Coding region: 1885-2454 (189 amino acids)
Molecular function (GO): translation initiation factor activity
Source: RefSeq, a predicted model, not a curated record